Messenger RNA from Tigriopus californicus, 1465 nucleotides. RefSeq lists its product as uncharacterized. The transcript has 7 exons. NCBI's taxonomy places the organism in Eukaryota, Metazoa, Arthropoda, Copepoda, Harpacticoida, Harpacticidae. The record is from RefSeq and is a predicted model, not a curated record. Bases 67 to 1101 code for a protein of 344 amino acids.
CGAUCUUUGUAAGAGCUUUAUUAAGAAGCAGUUCAAUAUUUCCUCCGAAAGCAAUCUUUUUCUCAAAUGGAGAUUUUUACAAUGAUUCGGAUUUAUGUUUGCAUUUUGAUUACAAUUUUGGUGUAUCAAAUCAACAGCAAUCAUAUCAAAGUCAAUAGAUACAAGGCUAAAAACACUCCAGAAUGGAUUACAACCACCAUUGAACCCGGCAUCCGAUCCGUUGUGGAAUGCAGUUUGAUCUGUGAACGAGACGAUGCAAAUUGCAAUGUAUUUUGGUUCGCCAAAGACACUCAAGAAUGCCUGUAUGGCUUGGUCACCAGUCUAGAUUUGGUCGGCCCUGGGGUUCGAAGCAUUUGCAAACUUUCAUGGUUUCUUGUAUCAAUAACCUUACAGGUUCGCGAUCUUUUCAAUGAUGAACUGGUUUCUGGCGUCAGAGUAACCGCCAAAUCGGCCCCAGAUAACAGCGAUUACUUCGAGGGCAUCACUAACCCAAAUGGAGAAGCUUACUUUCAAUUUUAUAGACAAACUGAGAUAAUGAUCGAGGUAGGGGGUAAUGGUUACGCUCUGAUGGAGUCAGACAAAGUGAUUGACAAUGCAUUUGAACAGACCAUAACGCUGCAGUUUAUCAAUCUACGGGAGAACGAGUUCAAAAUGCUCAUCACGUGGGAUUGUUGCGUCAGUGAUAUGGAUACUGUGGCUUAUAUCUAUGGGGAUACCGAUUGCUCGCUAUCAAUACAUGGCUCGUGCUCAAGAGGGGAAGAUGGUCUUCUUCAGCAAACCAAUGAUAUUACUAGUCAUUCCACUGGGAAACCAGAGUACCUGGAUUGGACCGGAUUCUUUCCCAAUAACGACAUACAUUUAAUGGGAUUAAAUGGACGCGGCCAGACGAUGGGACCCAAUUGGUUUUGGAACACAGGUUUAAAUAUGACUUUGAUUGGUGCGUCCCAUUCUGUAGAAAUCAUUCCAAAAGUACAGUCGUCGACAACCCAAAGGUUUUGGAUCGCCGGAUGUUUCAAACCAUCUGAGGGCUUGCUCAGUUUUCGGGAAAUCAACCAAUAUGUCGACUCCGUCACUCGUGAAUUAUGCCCUAUAGUUGGAUAAUGGUCGAGCAAGGAAACCAAGUACCUUGGCUUCUAAAUCAGAUUUAGUUAUGUCUUUUAAUUUGAAAAAAUCCUUACGAAUGUGAAUGAUCAUUACAGGGGUUAGUAUCUAAAAUUGAGAGCCUAAAUUUGACAAAAUUCUACUUCCUUUUGAUUGCAAGAUAACUUCAAAAACAUUCUUGACACUUGACACCUUGAGGCAUAUUUCUGGGCCCGUUGUCGCAACAACAAACGGAGACUAGCCUGUAGAGCACGAUCUAAUGACGAACGGAUUUUUGAGAACUUUCUUCUGUACAUUUCCGGACCUAUUGUCGCAGCAGCAAUAGGAGACUAGCCUUCAACUCUCGAUUCAAUAAAACAAGAAU